UGCUACUGUGACGUAUAAUCUAGUGGACGGAACGCUUCUUUCAACAGCAUCAACAGACAGUCAGCCACCUCCGUAGCUUGCUAGACAAAAUAGACGAACCAACAAAGCUUUAGAUGCUUCCGUAGAGCCACUGUGUUUUAAACCCACUUCUGUCGUCUAGUUAGUUAUCCGAUUUGAUGUCAUAUUUACGUUGUUAUUAGUUAGCUAGCUGGCUUCUUAAGUUAGCACUAGCCUAGCUAUCUAACAUCCCCGACCAUGAGCUCACCAAGCUACUCUCCUCCUGCUAAAGGAGAGGGGGUCUGCUGGACGGAGAAAGAAGUUCUCGUGAAAGAGGAGGAGGAAGAGAAGGAUGUUACAAUACAAAAACAAGUAGAGGGUGAGGCUGUUACGGUGAAAGAUGAAGAUAAAGACGUUGCAGUGAAAAUAGAGGAAAACGCGUUCAGAGUGAAAGAGAAGGAUGUUUCAGUAAAAGAAGAGGAAGAGAAAGACGAGGAUGGAGUUUUUGGAUUGAAAGAGGAGGAAGGGGAGAUGACUGUCACAUCGAAAAAGGAGGAGGAAGAGGAGGAGGAAACUGGAUAUCUGGGCCCGGUUUCCCAAACGCAUCUUAAGGCGUCCAAUGGUUCAAAUGAUGAACAUAGCAGUAAGAUGGUUUUGAGAAACCGGUCCCUGAUUAACACUAGAGAGAGACGUGAUCAUCGUGCAUCCUCUGGGGAGCCUCAACAACAUCAUGAAGCUGAGGAGGCAGAGAAGAGUCUCUCCAGAUCAGAACACCUCAAGAAACACCAGCGGAAACCCACAGGGAAGAAAUCUCACCACUGCUCUGACUGUGGGAAGACCUUUUCAAGAUUAUAUACAUUACAAUCACACCAGAGAAUUCACACUGGAGAGAAACCUUUCAGCUGUGAUCAAUGUGGGAAAAGUUUUGUUACAUCUGGCUGUCUGACUAUACACCAGAGAACACACACAGGAGAGAAACCUUAUAGCUGUGGUCAAUGUAAAAAGAGUUUUGUUACUUCUAGCUGUCUGACUGUACACCAGAGAAUACACACAGGAGAGAAACCUUAUAGCUGUAAUCAAUGUGGGAAAAGUUUUGUUUCAUCUAGCCGUCUGACAAUACACCAGAGAACACACACAGGAGAGAAAUCUUACAGCUGUGAUCAAUGUGGGAAGAGUUUUGUUUCAUCUAGCCAUCUGACUAUACACCAGAGAAUACACACAGGAGAGAAAGCUUACCACUGCUCUGACUGUGGAAAGAGUUUUUCUAUCUCAGGAAAUUUUAAAUCACACCAGAGAACACACACAGGAGAGAAGCCUUAUAGCUGUAAUCAAUGUGAGAAGAGUUUUGCUCAAUCAAGCAACCUGAUAGCACACCUGAGAAUACACACUGGAGAGAAACCUCACUGCUGCUCUGACUGUGGGAAGUCCUUCUCAAAAUUAUAUACAUUACAAUCACACCAGAGAAUUCACACUGGAGAGAAACCUUAUAGCUGCUCUGACUGUGGAAAGAUCUUUUCAAAAUUAUAUACAUUACUAUCACACCAGAGAACACACACAGGAGAGAGGCCUCAUCGCUGUAAGCAAUGUGGGAAGAGUUUUAUUCGCUCAAGCUGCCUGAUGGUACAUCUGAGAAAACACACAGGAGAAAAAUCCUUUAGCUGUGAUUAAUGUGGGAAGAGUUUUACAACAUCUAGCUAUCUAACUAUACACCAGAGAAUACACACAAGAGAGAAACCUCAUAUUUGUGAUCAAUGUGAGAAGAGAUACUCUGGUAAAAUAUCUCUGAUCAAACAUCAGAAAAUACAUAGAUGAAGGAGUUGUUUAUUGAUUUCAAUUAAAUAAUGUCACAUUGUAGAAUGUUUUUAACAUUGUAGUAGGAGUAUUUUAAUGAUGUCACAAUGUAGAAUGUUUUUAACAUUGUAGUAGGAGUAUUUGAAUGAUGUCACAAUGUAGAAUGUUUUAACAUUGUAGUAGGAGUAUUUUAAUGAUGUCACAAUGUAGAAUGUUUUAACAUUGUAGUAGGAGUAUUUAAAUGAUGUCACAAUGUAGAACCCUAAACAAAUUUUGUCCCCUGUUCUAUUGAUUUCAGUAUGAUAUGGAUAUUAGCCUCAUCAGGGGAAAAAUCCAGGCUCUGAAAUGAAAGUACUAUUUGUGAUUAACAAGAAAAAGUGUUGCUUUACACUUACUGCAUUGGCGACCCACUUGAAUCAAAAUGCAACACUUCAAAAUGUGUCUGUUUUCUACAAAUUGACCUCUAACCGGUGAUGUACACAUUAUUCCCAGAUUCCGUGUGUUUUUUGAGCUGUUAGUUUUAUCAGGCUGUGCAACGUCAUCUCCCCCUUCUUGUGCAAUUGAUUUCAACGUGAUGUUGAUGUGAGUGAUGCUAAAUAUGUGUUGUGUUUCUCUUCGUUCUGGGGACGGCGAAAUUUAAAUGCAUCACUCCAGAAUGUAGCUGACUGUCUUCUGCAGGUUGUCCUCUAACCAGUGAGGUAAAAUAUAUCUCCCAUUUCAUGUUUUUUUUUAGUUUCAACAGCACAUACAACCUGAUUUCCCCCCUAAUAGAUAUCAGUGAUUUAUUGCCAGUUGUCAAAACAAGUGUUUUAGAUGCUUGUUUUUUAUUUUGUUUAUUUAUUUAUUUAACAUUUAUUUAACUAGGCAGGUCAGUUAAGAACCAAUGUUUAUUUUCCAUGACGGCCUAGGAACAGUGGGUUAACUGCCCUAGGAACAAUGGGUUAACUGCCCUAGGAACAGUGAGUUAACUGCCCUAGGAACAGUGAGUUAACUGCCCUAGGAACAGUGAGUUAACUGCCCUAGGAACAGUGAGUUAACUGCCCUAGGAACAGUGAGUUAACUGCCCUAGGAACAGUGAGUUAACUGCCCUAGGAACAAUGGGUUAACUGCCCUAGGAACAGUGAGUUAACUGCCCUAGGAACAGUGAGUUAACUGCCCUAGGAACAGUGAGUUAACUGCCCUAGGAACAGUGAGUUAACUGCCCUAGGAACAGUGAGUUAACUGCCCUAGGAACAGUGAGUUAACUGCCCUAGGAACAGUGGGUUAACUGCCCUAGGAACAGUGGGUUAACUGAUUUUUACUUUUCAGCUCAGGGAUUCAAUCUUGCAACCUUUCGGUUACUAGUCCAGCGCUCUAACCAAUAGGCUACCUGCCGCCCCUACACUCUAACCAAUAGGCUACCUGCCGCCCCUACACUCUAACCAAUAGGCUAACUGCCGCCCCUACACUCUAACCAAUAGGCUACCUGCCGCCCCUACACUCUAACCAAUAGGCUACCUGCUGCCCCAAACUGCUUGUGCAGUUUAUAAGGUGCUCGUAAUUUUUUUUUAUAUGAUUAUUGUUUCAGGUGUUUGUGUAGAUAGUACAUUUUAUGUUUAGGUUUUCAAUAUCACAAACUGUUUCUGCGUAUUGGUUAUUGAUUUGGACCCAUUAAAACUGUUUUGACAUUGGGCUAGCCCACAAAAUGUUAUUGAUUUGGACCCAUUAAAACUGUUUUGACAUUGGGCUAGCCCACAAAAUGUUAUUGAUUUGGACCCAUUAAAACUGUUUUGACAUUGGGCUAGCCCUCAAAAUGUUAUUGAAAAGAUGACUAUGUCCGACGUCCAACAUUCAGUUUUGGUUGAGAGUGAAAAUUGAAAAUGCCGGGGUUUUUUAAUUUAUUUUUUAGGUCGUUGAAAAUACGUUUUUUUUUCGUGUCUUUGAAAAGACUAUAUAACGACGUCAAGACUACGUUCGGUUUUGGUUGAACGUUGAAAAUACCUAUAUUUCAAGUCGUUGUUUCAAACAUCUUAAAACAACUUAAUUUCAACCUACUUGCAGCCUAUAAAACUGGACGCAGUUUACAAAAUCGGUCUAUGAACAGUUUUAUUAACAAUCAUACGUCACUCCCAAUAUUUACACACACGGUAUUUCUUUACAACAUUCAAAUGCUAAUUGUCUUUAUUCCACUACUGAAGAAGCAUGUCUCAAAUCACCUCAUAUUUCAAACAUUCAGCCUGACAAAAGAUACAUGUUUAAUUAUUCCAUGCCUCACCAUUAAGUGAAGUAUUGCCAAUACAUAUUAACAAAGGGGUGUACAUUCGGUUUUGAUAUUUUCAUAAUAUUUCAAUGUAAUGUAACAUGUAGUAAUCACAAUUAUUUAUGCAACCGGCUGACUAUUUCUCGGUGCAAUUAUAUUAUUUACAAACAACGAUGUAUAAGAAGCUUAUAUUUUGGACUGGAUAUCUAUCGCAUCUUAUUCUUACUCAAAUCAAAUUUAUUUAUAUCGCCCUUCUUACAUCAGCUGAUAUCUCAAAGUGCUGUACAGAAACCCAGCCUAAAACCCCAAACAGCAAGCAAUGCAGGUGUAGAAGCACGGUGGCUAGGAAAAACUCCCCUAGAAAGGCCAAAACCUAGGAAGUAACCUAGAGAGGAACCAGGCUAUGAGGGUUGGCCAGUCCUCUUCUGGCUGUGCCGGGUGGAGAUUAUAACCAGAACAUGGCCAAGAUGUUCAAAUGUUCAUAAAUUUCAACCUGACAGGAUGUCAGUCCUGUCUGGUCUUAGUAUUUUAUUCAAUGCCAUUUUCUUAGAAUGCUCAUUAGUCUUUCAGGUUUUAUAAUGUUUGUGUUUUUUAUUAGUCUUUUCCUGUGAAGUCAUUACAUCCAUGUCUGAAAUGUGCUGUAUAAAUAAAACAUGAUUUGAUUUAAACAUAUUGCAAAAACAACCAAUCCAGUGCCGUAGCAGCAAAACUCACUGUCCUCUCUGAAACGUCCUCUCACUGUCAGCUGCGUUUAUUUUCAGCAAGCUUAACAUGUGUAAAUGUUUUCUUAUGAACAUAACAAGAUUCAACAACUGAGACAUAAACUGAACACGUUCCACAGACAUGUGAUUAACAGAAAUGCAAUCAUGUGUGGCCAUGGCAGAACACUGACAUUCCUGUCUUGCAGGAAAUCACGCACAGAACGAGCAGUAUGGCUGGUGGCAUUGUCUUUUCUUUGUGUAACCAGAUGUCAUAUCUGUUCCGCCCGCUAGAGACAUUUUCCUUUAUGACAUCAUUUGUAAUCAAGGUAUGAUUCAUUCUGUGUAUAUGUAAUUCAGUGUGAUUAGUUAGCUAUUUAGUAAAUAAAUAAUUAAACCCAAUUUUGUAUUGCUGAUUAAACUUGUUAGCCAGGGUUAGUGAAGAUAACCAAGAAUUUACAACUUUCAGAUGAGACUGAAAUUAGGUGACGAUUAAUAUUGACGGCUAUUGAUGUAAAAUAUUACUAGGACUUUAAGAGUUUAUUCGGAAGAUAACUGCUCUAUAAAUAUUAUUUCGUGGUGCCCCGACUUUCUAGUUCAUUACAUUUACAUGAUUAGCUCAAUCAGGUGAUAUUAAUUACAGAGAAAGGAUUUUAUAGAAUAGCAUGUCACUUAGCAUAUCACUUAAUCCGGCAUAGCCAAAGACACGACACUUAGCUAGAUAAUAUAUCUGACUAGAUAUAAAGUGAAAUGUUCCUUUAGUUAUAAAUAUGUAUGCAAGUGCUAUAUUCUGGAUUACUUGUUUUGAUUGUGUUACAGCCAUGCAUAGUUCGUAUUAGCUAACUAGCUAGCUAGUAGCUUGUUAACUAACU
Messenger RNA from Salvelinus fontinalis (brook trout), 5597 nucleotides. Its product is annotated as zinc finger protein ZFP2-like. Lineage: Eukaryota; Metazoa; Chordata; Actinopteri; Salmoniformes; Salmonidae. Gene Ontology annotation, molecular function: RNA polymerase II cis-regulatory region sequence-specific DNA binding; DNA-binding transcription factor activity, RNA polymerase II-specific. The transcript has 2 exons. The record is from RefSeq and is a predicted model, not a curated record. The coding region runs from base 256 to 1665 and encodes 469 amino acids. Gene Ontology annotation, biological process: regulation of transcription by RNA polymerase II.